AUGCAGACAUCUGGUCUGGGUGUUGUGCCGAAGUCCAGUGGAAAACUUCGUGUGAUACAUGACCUGUCGUCUCCCGAUGGCAGCAGUGUCAACGAUGCUAUACCACGCGGGCAGUUCAGCCUGCAUCACGACUCCGUGGACACCGCAAUUGCCGCCAUUAUGCGCCUCGGCAAGGGCUCCCUCUUGACAAAGGUAGAUAUCCGUAAUGCAUUUCGCCUGUGUCCCGUCGCCCCCUCGGACUGGCAUCUUCUCGAGAUCCGUUGGAACGGCAUGUACUAUUACGAGAAGGUCCUUCCAUUUGGUCUCCGCUCCUCACCAUUCAUCUUCAACCAGCUGGCAACGGCUAUCAACUGGGUCCUUGUCCAUGUCGGCUUCUUGCCCGACGUAAUGCACUACCUCGAUGACUUCCUCGACAUCUGCCCACCAAGCUCCUCUCUGGCGGCCAAGCACAAGGCCAUCAUCUUCUUGUUCCAGUUCUUGAACAUACCUGUCGCCACAGAGAAAGUCGAGGGCCCUUCCACUGUCCUCACCUUCCUCGGUUUGGAACUGGACACCGAUCGCUUGGAAGUGCGUCUGCCUCAGUCCAAGCUUCUGGCCCUACGUCGUUUAGUCUCUACCACCCUCGACAAGGGUUGCGUUCUCAAACGCGAACUGGCCUCACUCCUGGGCCACCUCUCGUUCGCUUCCAGAGCAAUUCCUGCCGCCCGUACAUUCUUACGCCGCCUGUAUGACCUCGACAAGGCCACAUCUGAGAUGUCAUCUCACCGAAUGCUGCACCUCUCAGCCUCAGCCAAGGGCGACCUGAGCUGGUGGCACCAGACUCUGUCAACAUGGAACGGAAAGUCAUUUUUCCUGCUGGAGAAGUGGAUGCCCAGCGCUGACCUCCAGUUGCAAACCGACGCAAGUGGCACCAUUGGAUUUGGAGCCUUCUUCAAUGGUCGCUGGUUCAGAGGUGACUGGUCUCCGCAGCAACUGGAACUAAGCAUUACCUACAGGGAGCUCUUCGCCAUUGUCGCGGCCUGCGCCACAUGGGGGAUCGAGUGGCUGCGGCUGCGUGUGGAGUUUCAGUGCGACAACCAAGCUGUCGUGGAGUGCCUGAAGACGGGCACGAGCCGGUCUCCUGCAGUCAUGGCACUCAUCCGCACCCUGUACUCAAUCUGUGUGAAGCACAAUUUCCUGAUCCGAGCAUCGCACCUGCCAGGAAUUUUAGGGCUCACAGUUGCGUACAUUCAACAUCAGCGCCAUUUUGUUCCACGAGGUGCUGGCGUGAUCAGUGAAAACCGUGUUUCAGCCAAUCACCGGGCUUGGAAUUUUGAAUAUUUUUUGAAUCUUCUAUCGAUUCGUUCUAAAGAUCGACUGGCCGGAGAGCCAUGA
Messenger RNA from Sycon ciliatum, 1374 nucleotides. RefSeq lists its product as uncharacterized. The transcript has a single exon. NCBI's taxonomy places the organism in Eukaryota, Metazoa, Porifera, Calcarea, Leucosolenida, Sycettidae. The record is from RefSeq and is a predicted model, not a curated record. The coding region runs from base 1 to 1374 and encodes 457 amino acids.